Messenger RNA from Fusarium pseudograminearum CS3096, 996 nucleotides. RefSeq lists its product as uncharacterized. Gene Ontology annotation, molecular function: cytochrome-b5 reductase activity, acting on NAD(P)H. Bases 1 to 996 code for a protein of 331 amino acids. Gene Ontology annotation, biological process: ergosterol biosynthetic process. Lineage: Eukaryota; Fungi; Ascomycota; Sordariomycetes; Hypocreales; Nectriaceae. The record is from RefSeq and is a predicted model, not a curated record. The transcript has 3 exons.
AUGUUUGCCCGAUCUGCAUUCCGCGCCGCUCAGCCUUUGAGGUCUGUUCGUCGAUAUGCCACCGAGGCUGGAGGGGCUGGCGGUUCCAAUGCCCUCCUCUAUGCUGCUGGAGCUGCUGCCCUUGGUGGUGCUGGUUACUGGUACUUUGGCAAGAGCGGAGCUCCCGUUGCUGCCGCUGCUCAGGACGUGAAGAAGGCUGUUGGUGUUGAGCCCAAGGCGGCUUUCACCGGUGGUGAUCAGGGUUGGGUCUCCCUCAAGCUCUCUGACGUCGAGAUUGUCAACCACAACACCAAGCGUCUGCGGUUCGAGCUUCCUGAAGCUGACCAGGUCUCUGGUCUGCACGUUGCCAGUGCUCUUCUCACAAAGUACAAGGGCCCCAAUGACGAGAAGGCCACUCUACGACCCUACACCCCUAUCAGCGAUGAGACCGACAAGGGCUUCCUCGACUUGCUUAUCAAGAAGUACCCUAACGGCCCUAUGAGCACACACCUGCACGACAUGGCUCCUGGCCAGCGACUCGACCUCAAGGGCCCCCUGCCCAAGUACGCCUGGGAGGAGAACAAACACGACCACAUCGCCCUCAUCGCUGGUGGCACCGGUAUUACCCCCAUGUAUCAGCUCGCCCGCGCCAUCUUCAACAACCCCAAGGACAAGACCAAGGUCACUCUUGUAUUUGGCAACGUCAGCGAGCAAGACAUCCUCCUCAAGAAGCAAUUCGAGGAGCUCGAGAACACCUACCCUCAGCGCUUCCGAGCCUUCUAUGUCCUCGACAACCCUCCCAAGGGCUGGGCCGGUGGCAGUGGCUUCAUCUCCAAGGACCUUCUCAAGACAGUUCUUCCCGAGCCCAAGAACGAGAACAUCAAGCUUUUCGUCUGCGGCCCUCCUGGUCUCAUGAACGCCAUCUCCGGAAACAAGGUCAGCCCUAAGAACCAGGGUGAACUGACCGGUGCUCUUAAGGAGCUCGGCUACAAGGAAGACCAGGUUUACAAGUUCUAA